This is a messenger RNA of Pantherophis guttatus, 798 nucleotides long. It is a transcript of the gene KCNE1, whose product is annotated as potassium voltage-gated channel subfamily E regulatory subunit 1. Gene Ontology annotation, biological process: ventricular cardiac muscle cell action potential; negative regulation of delayed rectifier potassium channel activity; potassium ion export across plasma membrane. NCBI's taxonomy places the organism in Eukaryota, Metazoa, Chordata, Lepidosauria, Squamata, Colubridae. The record is from RefSeq and is a predicted model, not a curated record. Gene Ontology annotation, molecular function: voltage-gated potassium channel activity involved in ventricular cardiac muscle cell action potential repolarization; transmembrane transporter binding; delayed rectifier potassium channel activity. Gene Ontology annotation, cellular component: membrane; voltage-gated potassium channel complex.
CAAACUUCAAGCUUCUUUCUAGCCAUUCUCAGAGUGUGAGCCUGACUCACAGUAUCCAGGUUGCAGGCUCCCUCCUUCGCACAACUUGAUCUUGUAGAAACAGCUGCAUCCCUCAUGACACAAUGGCACUGCCAUCCAACAACACAGCCUUAUCCUUAAUCCUCUCAAAAUUGCUAGAAGACUACGUAGAGAAGAAAAACCACCCCACACCUGUACCCUUCAUUGAUUCUAGUGACCAUCUAGAGAUAGUGUUUUUACUUCUGCUGCUUGGACUUUUUGGAUUCAUCACCUUUGGGGUCAUGAUCAGCUAUAUCCGCUCCAAAAAACUGGAACAUUCCAAUGAUCCCUACAAUAUCUACAUUGCCACUGAUCUCUGGCAGAUGAGAGAUAAAGCCAACUUGAAGGCCAAAAUAGCAGAAAAUUAUAAAUCAUGUUGUAUAUGGAAAAAUGAGCAUGCUGUCGAACAACCUACUAAUCAUAUCCCUGAAGUGAAAUCUUAAUAACAAGAUGGUCAGCCUGUUGAAGAGACAUUGUGCUAUCCCUUCAAAAGUACCAAAGAGACAGUUGGACAAUACAUUUCAAAAGCAAAGGGAUAGAACCUAUAACCUCUACAAUUGCCUCCCUUAAAUUGCUGCCACACUAAUGUGUUGGAUGACACCUUCCAGCAAUUCCUGAGCAAUAUGUGUUUACUGUGUAGUAGAAAGAGUUGUUAUUUGAAAAGCUCAUUAUGAGGCACCAUGUUGGGAAAGGCAGCUGUUCUAACCUAAACAGUAAAAUAUAGGAGGUAUUUGUAAGUUA